AUGACUACCAAAAUAGAUAUUCCUUCUUCUUCUUGUCCUCCUCUUCCUUGUCCAUUUAGUAAAUUGACAUACGAUGUGUUCCUCAGUUUCAGAGGUCCAGAUACCUGCACAAAUUUCACAGACUAUCUUUAUGCCGCUCUCAAACAUAAAGGAAUCAUAUACACAUUUAGAGAUGAUGAAGAACUUAACAAAGGGGAAUUAAUUGGUCCAAAUCUCUUGGAAGCAAUUGAAGAGUCAAUUGUGGUGUUUUCUCAUAACUACGCCGAUUCUUCGUGGUGUUUGGAUGAGUUUGCAAAAGUAGCUGAAUGCAGGAAAGCCAUGGGACAAACAUUCCGUCCAGUGUUCUACCAUGUUGAUCCAUCUGAUGUAUGA
Rosa chinensis is the source of this 372-nucleotide messenger RNA. Its product is annotated as disease resistance protein RPV1-like. Gene Ontology annotation, biological process: signal transduction. The record is from RefSeq and is a predicted model, not a curated record. The transcript has a single exon. Bases 1 to 372 code for a protein of 123 amino acids. Lineage: Eukaryota; Viridiplantae; Streptophyta; Magnoliopsida; Rosales; Rosaceae.